AUGUUUCGCUCGAAAGUCUUGUCCAAACAAGCAGUUGUAGGAGCCGUGUCUACCGUGGGCCUCACGGCGUACUACGCCCACCUUUACUGGAACCCUGCAAACGCUAUGACCAUGGCAGAGCAUGGUAUGCAUGCGCCCGACUACCCGUGGCCUCAGAACGGCCUCACACAGACUUUCGACCACCAGUCGAUUCGCCGUGGCUACCAGGUGUACCGCGAGGUGUGCUCAACCUGCCACUCCCUGAAUCUGGUUACUUGGCGCUCGAUGGUUGGUGUUUCCCACACGGCCUCAGAGGUCCGCGACAUGGCCGCUGAGUUCGAGUACGACGACGAACCCGAUGAUGAGGGCAACCCCCGCAAGCGCCCCGGUAAGCUCGCAGACCCUCUGCCUGAGCCGUACCCCAACGAGCAGGCUGCUCGUGCCGGUAACCAGGGUGCCCUGCCCCCUGACUUGUCGCUCAUCACCAAGGCCCGUCACAACGGAAUCAACUACGUUUUCUCCUUGCUCACCGGUUACCCCGAUGAGCCCCCCGCCGGUGUCCAGCUCGGUCCUGGUCUUAACUACAACCCUUACUUCCCCGGUGGUGGUAUUGCCAUGGCCCGUGUCUUGUUCGACGGUUUGGUCGAGUACGACGAUGGUACCCCGGCCACCACCUCCCAGAUGGCCAAGGAUGUUACCACCUUCCUCAACUGGGCGGCUUCCCCCGAACAGGACGACCGUAAGCGUCUCGGUAUGAAGGCUCUCAUCACCAUUUCUAUGCUGUAUACUAUCGCCGUUAUUACCAAGCGCUACAAGUGGGCCAACAUCUGGACCCGCAAGACCGUCUGGAAGGGCCCUGGUUCUCACAAAUAG
Wickerhamiella sorbophila is the source of this 852-nucleotide messenger RNA. RefSeq names its product Cytochrome c1, heme protein, mitochondrial. The transcript is spliced from 2 exons. NCBI's taxonomy places the organism in Eukaryota, Fungi, Ascomycota, Dipodascomycetes, Dipodascales, Trichomonascaceae. Gene Ontology annotation, biological process: mitochondrial electron transport, ubiquinol to cytochrome c. The coding region runs from base 1 to 852 and encodes 283 amino acids. Gene Ontology annotation, molecular function: electron transfer activity; heme binding. The record is from RefSeq and is a predicted model, not a curated record.